Trematomus bernacchii (emerald rockcod) is the source of this 2867-nucleotide messenger RNA. RefSeq names its product upstream-binding factor 1-like protein 1. Bases 1117 to 2445 code for a protein of 442 amino acids. The record is from RefSeq and is a predicted model, not a curated record. NCBI's taxonomy places the organism in Eukaryota, Metazoa, Chordata, Actinopteri, Perciformes, Nototheniidae. The transcript has 16 exons.
AGAGCAUUCCAUGGAAUAUAACAAAAAGUGUAUCUCGAGCCGGUUUCUCAAACUUACCUACCCCACCUUUAAGUAAUAUAUGAUUUAUGAAGUAACAUUGCAAGCAAAAUGUAGAUAUUUUAGCCAGAAGGAUCAAACUGGUAACACUAUAGACUAUAGAGCAACAACACUGUGUCGCAGUACAGGGAGAGAUAAAAUGGUGAAUUUGUGUUUGUUAAGUUUAUACUGUGUGUCAUGUUGCUGUCUUAUUGUCAUCUCUCUAAUAAAGACUACCUCCCAAAAGACCUAUCAACUUAGUUUCAUUUGGUGUGGCUUCUUUCUUGGGUUAAGGGAAACAUGAGACCAAGUAAAUGCUCUGAUGAUACUAUAUUACUUUGAAAGCUUGAAGCUAUAGCAAAGAAACAACAUGCCUUUGACAGCAGAAACAAAUGGAGUACUUGAUGGCAUGCAUGCCUUUGCAAUACAAUGAAAUACUAUACUUUACCUACAAGCAAUAAAUAAAUGUACCUACAUAACUGCACAGUUGGUGAGGAUUUAGAGUUCUGCCCUUGAUGGUAGAAGAUCAAUUAAAAUGGGGAUUUUAAGAGAGGGAGCGGAGUUAAGGCAAGAUAUAAAGAUAAAAGUUCAGCUAGUAAACAAAUAUCCGUUAUAUUUCUUGUAUUAUUAUUUUGCACCAAAACGCAAUCACCCUCCGACACAAUAGGUGGCGAUUUGUUCAAUCAACGCUGCUUGAACGCUUAACAUCCGGUUAUAAAACACGAAGAAGAAACCUAGUAAGCUCAUUGGCUGUUCUUUGAGGAUGUUAGUUUCUGAUGGUUGGGCCCGCCUCUGUAAAAUGGAGACAUCUAACAUGCUUUUGGUGAAAAAACACAAAUUGUGAAUGUGUUUCUUUUUAGCUCCAUGGGGUGUUUUUUUCCUGACGCAACGACAAAAAACCGCUAAUAUAGAUUUAGGGUCAAUACGCUACCCUCGCUACCUCUUUGUAAUAAACUUUGAAGCUAAUUUUGAUAUGUUUGCUAACUAGCCUGUGUUGUAGAGUUCCCCACAGUCACUUGGACCGACCUAAGGCUUUGCAUCAAGUGACCUAAAGAAUUGGAAAUACUUUUUAUUGGAAAGAUGAGUGGGACGACAACUGUGCCUGAAGAAUCUGAUACAGAGUGGACCAAGAAAGACACCCAGAAGCUUCUUGCUGUAAUGAAAACCAGCAUCCUAAUGAAAGACCUAAAGAGCACAUAUUUAAAAGCACUGAAAAAUGUGGACUGGAAAGAAGUGGCUUUCGAUCCUUUCACUCCUGAAGCAUGCAAAAAGAAAUGGGGAGAGAUUUUGCAGAAGUUGCAGAAGUUUCGGACCCUCACGGAGCUCCUCGUUGAAGCUGAAGAUGUCAUUUCCAAUCCUUUGAUGAACACAAAGAUUCACCCAGAUCACCCGAAGAAACCCACUCCUCCAAAUGCCAUCUUUUGCAAGGAGAACUGGGUCAGUUAUCAUAAUAAGUACCCAGAUAUCGGUCAAGAAAAGCUAUUCAGGCGUCUAGCCAAUAAGUACCAAGCGCUCCCUGAUGAAGAGAAGGCUCAAUAUGAGGAGAAGUUUAAUCUCGCAACAGUGGAAUACAAGAAAAAGAAGGAGGAGUUCAAAAAACAAUCGAGACCCAAUAAGAGGAAACAACUCUCAGACGACAGCACAGAUGAAGAAGAGCAGACUGAAGAUGCAAUCUGCCUGCCUCCCAAACCUCCAUUCAAUGGCUAUCAUAUUUUCUGCAAAGAGCAAAACAUGACGGGUUUACCAAACAAUGCCUACACCGGUGUGUGGGCCCAACGCUGGAGAGACUUGACUGACAGAGAGAGGGAACAAUACAGCUUCCGCUGCAGACAGAUGAAGAGGGAGUACGCGGUUAAGCUGAAGGAAUAUUUAAAGACUUUUGACCAGGAGGAGCAGCAGAAGAUCCUGAAAAAGAAUGGCAUCAAAACUCCAAUGCAAAAGCGUGAUGUUAAAAAAGGUCCAAAGAAGAUUCCUGGCGAGCCCCACAAACCUCCUAAUGCUAAUAUAAUAUUCUGCAAAAAGCAGAUGGUACUUUUCAAGGAGACAUAUCCAAACUCAAGGGAGCGAUUCACCAAGGUCAAUCUAAUGUGGAGAAAACUCUCCUAUGAAGACAAGAAUUGCUUCAUACAGGAUGUAACUGAAAACAUGAAAGAGUACUCGAUGAAGCUGCAGAAGUGGUUUAAGACAUUGUCAAGAGCACAGCAGGAGUCUUAUCGGACCAGUAACCCCUCCAAAUUGAAAUACCUUGGUGAAAAUUGCACUGAAGAACCAUUUGCCUACAGACAUCGGAUUCAGAAGAUGAAAUGUUUGAAGACAGCAACAGCGAGCAAGAAUGGAAGAUGUUUGACUUUGAAGAGGACGAAGAAGAAGAUGACGAAAACAUCACAUUUGAAAUGUUUUAGAUGGUGAUGGGAUGGGAAACAGAGCUUGUGAAGUUCAGAGCCGAAUUCUGGAUUAAGUGACUGACUUUAAUGCCACAUUGUACUGUAUUGAGGAACUGCUUGUUGUUAAAAUAGGGUCCCUUUGCAACAAGAUGCUUUGGGAUCAAUGUAAAUUUAAUCCUGUGUUGUGUUCACAUGCUGUUUUUACUGUUAAACAAUGACUUGCAUGUAUGCAUCAAAAUAGUUUAGGGAGAAAACACGACAUUGGAGUUUUAUAUCAGUUCUCAUAUUGCCUCAUUUUACAUUUGAUGUUGGGAAUUGUAUUUUUAUUGAUUGUAAAAACAAAACUUCUUUGUCAAGCAUUGUUUUUGUAUUAAUACAAACCCGUUUUAGAUGUUUGUGAAACCCAGAAAUAAGAUUUUUCCAAUAAACAUGUUGAAUAAAAUGUGA